Molecule: messenger RNA, 1965 nt
Organism: Cordyceps militaris CM01
Lineage: Eukaryota; Fungi; Ascomycota; Sordariomycetes; Hypocreales; Cordycipitaceae
Product: HET domain protein
Exons: 1
Coding region: 1-1965 (654 amino acids)
Source: RefSeq, a predicted model, not a curated record
AUGUAUUAUCAUCAGCUUAGUCGAGAAAAUGCCGAAAUACGGCUGAUGCGGCCUCUAUGCCUCGCUCCCUCGGGGCCCGUCUCUGAUUUUGAGAUGUCCAAUGUCUCUCUUAACUUCCUACCGCCGUACCAGGCCAUCUCGUAUAGCUGGGGCAGCCCGAUGAGAGCACCCAACAUCACGCCUUUCGCAAUCACCAUUAAUGGAACCAGGCGCUACAUUUCCAGCAACUUGCAGUUUGCCCUCGAGCAGAUCCACACCGUGUCUAGCAGUGAUACCUGGCUUUGGAUCGACGCCCUCUGCAUCAACAUGGAAGACCAAAACGAGAGGAACUGGCAGGUGGCGCAGAUGCACAACGUCUUUGCCUCGGCCGACUCUGUCUUGUUCUGCAUGGGGCCCGCAGCCAACGACAGCGACUAUUUGUUUGACCUUCUCCGCUCGUUUGGAUGGGAAGCCGUCGAUGUUGGCAUUUAUCCUGGCCACGGUCUGUUCUUCAAUGACACCCACGAGGACGCCACCUUUCCGAACCUUUCGCCCCAGGCACAGCGAUUUAUCCGUAGACUCGUUUUGGCAGAAAAAAUAUACGGAAAGCGCCUGCACGAUGCCAUCGACGCCCUGUCGCGCCGCCCUCACUGGAAACGAUGCUGGAUCAUCCAGGAGCUGGCGCUCGCCAAGCGUGGUAUUAUUGUGUGCGGAGACAAUACCAUAGAAUUGCACCAUUUUUAUGCCAUCAUGCGCGCGCUGGGUAGAGUUCGUGCCUGGCGCGGCAAUUUGCCGCCUGUUGGGGACGACUGCUAUUUCACGCCCAGCUCGGCGUACAAUGCCAUGCUUGGCGUUGGCGGCCACAUGAUGUGCGUGGGCCAGGAAAUGGUCUCCAUGAAGUUGAGCACGACGCUGCAUUGGUUCCUCACCCACUGGGCGUCCACGCGCAACGCGCCUGGUUUGAACGGCCCGUUUUACUUGGCGACUGAUCCAAGGGACGUCAUCUUUGCCCUUCUCGGCGCUGCCUCAGACCGAGUUAGCCUCGGUAUCCAUGUCGAUUAUUCAAAGACGACGCGAGACGUGUACACAGAGGCAACGGUGGCCAUGUUCCGCGGUAAUGCGGAGCGUGUGAUUUUGGAGUUGGCCUCUUUUCCCAAGGACAUUGGCGGCCUGCCCACCUGGGUGCCCGACUGGAGCCGUAUCGGCCGCCUCGGUAUACAAGAUCCUAUUAGCUACGACAGCUCCUUUUACCUCUUCCAGUCACCGAAGACCAUGACCGAUCUCACUAUCCUUGACGGGUACAUCUUGCAGAGGCAUGGAUACGUCUGCGGGGUUGUCAGGCGUGCUCUGCGGCUUUUCGACUCUAGUCACAACACGGAGCAACAGGCUGCUGCCUUAUCUUGUGCGCUGCAGCAUGAUCGCGUGGCGUGCGUCGAGGACAUGCUGGAGUUUAUGAAUCUCUAUGCCCCCGACGUUCCGGAGGACAGCAAUGAAACAGUUGAGACACGCCUUUGGCGUACCAUUACCACGGACUACCGCCGUAAUACCACGAUGAGCAACGGAUCCACACUGCUCGACGGAUACCACGAAUGUUGCGGCAGUCUGCUGCGCCGCCAGCCCAUACCAGCCAGGGACCUUUCCGCGCUGGCCAUUGCCUGGAUGCAGAUAAUACCGGAGGCGGGAGAGGAUGAGUCUUCGCAGGGACAGGUAGAUGCGUUUGUGAAAGUGGCGCAGGAUCGAGCUCUGGAGCUUACACGCAACCGCACGCUGUUCGUGACCGAGGAUGGCAGGGUCGGGCUGGGGCCUUACCUGACCCAGCCGGGGGAUGUAGUCACGGCACUGGUGGGAAAUACCGUACCUACUCUCCUCCGACCGGAUCCGGCUGGCGGCGCGUAUCAGUACCUGGGUCAGGCCUUUGUGGAGGACAUGAUGGAGGGCCAGCUGGACCAAGGUGAGCACCGGUAUCAGGUGUUUAAUCUGGUCUAG